Xenopus tropicalis (tropical clawed frog) is the source of this 1169-nucleotide messenger RNA. Its product is annotated as histidine N-acetyltransferase. Gene Ontology annotation, molecular function: L-histidine N-acetyltransferase activity; acetyltransferase activity; acyltransferase activity, transferring groups other than amino-acyl groups. Lineage: Eukaryota; Metazoa; Chordata; Amphibia; Anura; Pipidae. The transcript has 3 exons. Bases 9 to 1169 code for a protein of 386 amino acids. The record is from RefSeq and is a predicted model, not a curated record.
AGGUCGCUAUGUCUGAGAAGACCCUUUCAUCUAUGAAGAUCAUUCCUGCCACUGCCAGUGACUAUAAUGAGUUAAUGUCCAUCUCAAAAGGAAUAUACAGGGGGGUGGAUCCUCUGCCGUUCAGGUACCACGAGUGGUUGGCUGAUCCUCAGCGGAAGAUGUUCGUGGCCAAGUCUGAAGGAAAAGUGGUGGGGUUUCUGUUGUUCGUGCUGGUAGAUGGAGGUAGAACAGCUGUGUCAGAUAGUCUUCGUGUUGCCCCCUGGAUGAGAGGCCAUGGGAUAGCCAGGGCAAUGCAACAGUUUUGUCUUGACAACCUGCGCUCCAACCACCCAGAGGUCAGCAGAAUUCUCUUUGUAGAAGCAAGUGAAACCCCACAGAGAGAACUAACGCAAUACCAACACAUUCAUUCUAAGGCAAUUAUCUCAAUAUCAAUUCCCUAUGAGCAGAUGGAGGAAAAGAUCAAGUUGCUGGAGGGCCGGCUGGAGGGUGUAGGUGGGAGAAGACCUGUUGUGGCCCUGAGUCCUUCUGAGGUUCUAUGUCUGUUUGAAGAUCCCUGCACAACAGAGGGGCUGCUUCCCAAGGGGCUUCUCAUCCACAGUUGGAUUCCUUACUCCACCCACAGGUCCAACCUAGAGAUGUUGUUGAAACGGGGAGUUGUCUGGUUCUAUUCCCAACACUCUGAUUCAGUUAGUGAAUGUGUCACCUCCCCCAGAUCCAGUGAUGCCAGUGAGAUCUGUAUUGGCACAAACAUAACUAAAUCCAGCACCAGUGAUUACUUUACUGCACAACAGGAACCUUUUGCACCCAACCCAGUGCCCCUUCCCCACUCAUCUAGCCAACCUAGCCCUCUCGCUCGUACCUCCUGUGGGUUCCUCAGCUUGGGCUGCUCUCCAUUCCCAGUGCCUCUAGGGCAAGGCAUCUACUGUUUUGAUAUUGACCUGUUUGGAACUGAUCCUGUAUCUGCACAAACCCAUGUCCUACACCAGCUGAUUGAGAUGCAGCGAGUGCUGCCAGCAGGGGGCGGUGUUGUUUGCUACUUGUUUGCUGAAAAGAGUCUGCGGGCUGAACUAACUCAGUUCUGCCAGGGGUUAGAGCCUUUCUAUGAAGUAACAGAACAACAUGUUUUAGAGACAGAGAGUUAUACAGUAAUUCCUAAAAGCCUUAUGUAA